CAUUCUAUCCCCAAGACAUUCAGAAUCUAGUUGGUAUUAUGGCAUCACCCUUGUUCAUCCUCCUGAUGCUUCAGGCUUUUCUUGUUUCUACUUCUGUUUCUUCCACUGUGUCUUUCUCUCUUAAUCAAACAGAAACUCUUCUCAAAUGGAAAACCAGUCUCGACAACCAAAGCCAAAGCUUCCUCUCAUCUUGGGUUGGGGACCGUCCUUGCAGAUGGGUUGGAAUUGCUUGUAAUAAAGCUAAAAGAAUCAUCAGCAUAUCCAUUCAUGAUUAUGGCCUUAGAGGUACAAUUCAUGGCCUUAAUUUCUUUGCCUUCCCUGACCUAAUGCAGCUCAAUCUUAGCAAUAAUUCACUUCAUGGGACAAUUCCUUCCCACAUUGUUAAAUUGUCCAAACUUACUUAUCUUGUUUUGUCUUAUAAUAACUUCUCGGGGAACAUUCCUUUUGAGGGAACUUGAGCAACCUAUCUUUUCUUUCUCUCUAUGAUAACAUGCUUUCUGGCUCAAUCCCUACUUCCAU
Molecule: messenger RNA, 519 nt
Organism: Rubroshorea leprosula
Lineage: Eukaryota; Viridiplantae; Streptophyta; Magnoliopsida; Malvales; Dipterocarpaceae
Source: the annotation of a GenBank genome assembly